Messenger RNA from Eutrema salsugineum, 492 nucleotides. RefSeq lists its product as uncharacterized. NCBI's taxonomy places the organism in Eukaryota, Viridiplantae, Streptophyta, Magnoliopsida, Brassicales, Brassicaceae. The record is from RefSeq and is a predicted model, not a curated record. The transcript has a single exon. Bases 1 to 492 code for a protein of 163 amino acids.
AUGUAUGAAUAUGGAGAUAUCACCGGCCUAAACAUUGACCUUAAGGACACCUGGGAUGUUGACCAUAAGGAGUUUUUGGGAGAGCUCGGAGUUUCUACAAUUGAGGGUCCUUGUUUGAGAGAUCUGUUAUCGGUGCUGAAGAAAUGUUGCCCUUGGACUUUUGAGAAGAGGCGAAUGGUUGGAUUGCUAUGUCUUCUGUCCAUUCCAGUGUAUGGUAUAUCUCCUACAAGGAAAAUCCCUUUGGCGGCUGCAAAAACGGUUUUGGAUAGGGAGAAGUUUGCUGCAUAUCCUUGGGAUCGGAUUGGAUUUAAGCAGCUGAUAUAUUCUAUUAAGUGUGUUACUUAUGAAAGCAAGUUGACUUAUAUUAUUCGUGGAUGUGUUCACGUGUUACAAAUCUGGGCUUGCGAGGCAGUAGUUGGAAUAGGCGAGAUUGCUGGUCAAACAAAAGAAGGGAAGAGGUUCCUCUUAUUGCAUGGGGUGGAUCGAGAAUGA